Molecule: messenger RNA, 837 nt
Organism: Erythranthe guttata (spotted monkey flower)
Lineage: Eukaryota; Viridiplantae; Streptophyta; Magnoliopsida; Lamiales; Phrymaceae
Source: RefSeq, a predicted model, not a curated record
AGUAAAUUGGGCUCAGUGUUCAAAUCCGGGUCCUUCAAACGACCCACUUUUAAAACGGACAUACAAUUCGGAUCGUACCAGAUUCCCAAUUUCACAAGGCCCAUCUUCUUCUUCUGCUUCACUAUUUUCCAAAGCGUGCCCCUUUCCAUUUCUCUCAUUUUUUUUCUCGCUCAAUCCUCCGCUGUUCAUCCACUCGCUCUCGUUCUUCUUCAUUUAUUUUCAACGCUCUUACUCAGACCACUCGGGUGCAGACAUGAUUGAUCGUUUUAUCGACAAUACGAUGUUCAGGGAUUAUAAUGAAGCAAAUAAGGUGAGGUUGAACGGGAAGUAUAUUGAGCUUCAAUUAACUCGGAGGUUUAUGGCAGAGGUGGUUAUGUUGCCUAGUCCGCUUGUUAAGCGCAUUUUGGAGAAAAAUAUGGAGGAGAAGAUGCGUGUCGGUGAAAUUAAAGAAGGUGAUUCGGUUACUGUUGACCUUGGUUCUGAUGGGAAGAUAUUGGUUCUUGACAGUAGAAGCGGUACUCUGGCGGAAGAGGCUGAGGAAGGUAGCAGUGGUGCUCCGGCAGAAGAGGCUCCGGCAGAAGAGGCUGAGGAACCAGUUAUUGUCUAGAUGUGCGCCCCAUUGUCCUUUUUCCUGUGGUGUUUAUUUAUUAUUAUUUUUUUAUCGUUCUGGCUAUGUUGAGGUGACUGUGUAGAGCCAGUGCAACGAGAAUGAUUUAGAGUGCUCUUUAACUUCAGAAUCGUUCUGGCUGUGUUGAGCUGACCUCCCAGUUGUUAUAGUAGACUAAAACUUUCCUAUGUAAACAAUUUAUUUUUAAUAAAAGUUUAUUCGUUCGAGAA